This is a messenger RNA of Magnolia sinica, 1099 nucleotides long. RefSeq names its product CDP-diacylglycerol--inositol 3-phosphatidyltransferase 1-like. The coding region runs from base 272 to 949 and encodes 225 amino acids. Gene Ontology annotation, molecular function: CDP-diacylglycerol-inositol 3-phosphatidyltransferase activity. Gene Ontology annotation, biological process: phosphatidylinositol biosynthetic process. NCBI's taxonomy places the organism in Eukaryota, Viridiplantae, Streptophyta, Magnoliopsida, Magnoliales, Magnoliaceae. Gene Ontology annotation, cellular component: membrane; Golgi apparatus. The record is from RefSeq and is a predicted model, not a curated record. The transcript has 11 exons.
CAAUCAUCAUCCUUUCUUCCAUCUGACGUGUGAAAUGCGUGGCUGAUCAGUUCUCUCGAUUCCUUUAUCCGCAGAUACGCGAAGAAGACAAUCGAUUCGAUUCGAUCUCUUCCUUCGUCUCUGAAGACUCUCUUCAAAUCCAAACGAAAAGCUACAAAAAACCCUCGUCUCUGGUCGUGGGGCAAUCCACAAGCACGACCGGAGAGAGCGCGAUGGAGGUUGUGUGAAAUCAGGUGCAUUUUGUUCAAUUAAAACUGCUGCAACAGUUGCAAUGGCUAAAAAAACACCUCAGAGGACGUUGUCUGUAUAUCUUUACAUCCCAAAUAUCAUUGGAUACAUUAGAAUUAUCAUGAAUUGUGUAGCAUUUGCUUGCUGCUUUUCUGACAAAAAGCUCUUCGCCAUUCUUUACUUUAUCAGCUUUGUUUGUGAUGGAUUAGAUGGCUGGUUUGCCCGCAAGUUCAAUCAAGUGUCGACUUUUGGAGCUGUUUUGGAUAUGGUAACGGACAGGGUCAGCACUGCUUGUCUAUUGGUAAUCCUCUCCCACUUCUACCGACCCAGCUUGGUUUUCUUAGCAUUACUUGCCUUGGAUAUUUCCAGCCACUGGUUGCAAAUGUACAGUACUUUCCUCUCAGGCAAGGCUAGUCACAAAGACGUGAAAGACAGCACUAACUGGCUCUUGAAGGCAUACUAUGGAAAUCGGUUAUUCAUGUGCUAUUGCUGUGUGGCAUCUGAGGUUCUUUACAUCAUCCUGUUCCUCCUUGCCAAGAACCAAUCUAACUGUGUGGUUAAUGUGUUUACGAACACUAUCAAAGAGACUCCACUUCUUUCUGUUCCAGUUGUUUUGAGUUUGUUUGGAUGGGCAAUCAAGCAAAUAGUCAACGUCAUACAGAUCAAAACGGCUGCAGAUGUCUGUGUGCUUUAUGAUAUAAACAGAAGGGAGAGACCCUGAUACUUCUUAUUACCCAAGAUGACGCCAGGUUUUUCUUUUUCACCCCCAUGUAUUCAUAUUCCUUGAUGUUUCAGAAAAGAAAAAUCUCAGCUUGUGUUCUAUGUUCUGAUUGAUAUUUCUUUUUUAAGCAUCCUUGAAAAACUUUUGACC